CAGAAAGUAGAGCGGUUUUCGUCCGGCCCUGGUUAUCUUUAAAGAAAAAACUUUUUGUUCUCCGGCAGUACAUGUAAAAGGCAAUAUAUCACUUGUGAUGCCGUCCGACUACAGCCCAGCAACAAAUAUCACACUAGGAGCAGUCAAUGCCAAUGUGAGGACCCAGAUGAUCAUCAGCACAGCAGAGAGAGUUUUUCACACAGGGAAUGUCCUCGUAGGUACCCCCUGCACACACACGCCCACUAUGGUUGACCAGGGACACAACCAGGAUGCCAACAAGUGGACCCCAGGGGCCAAGAAGCGAACGCAUGAUUUCAUUGACUCAUAUUUUUCUGACCGGGAUGGGCUGUGCUCAGGAGACUCUUCAGCCAGCAAGCGACUGAAGGGCGAUAAGAACGGGAAGGGCCUGAGGCAUUUCUCCAUGAAGGUGUGUGAGAAGGUGCAGAAGAAAGGCACCACGUCCUACAACGAGGUGGCCGACGAACUGGUGGCUGAGUUCACCCACUCCACCACCGUCAUGGCCACAGACUCGCAGGUGUAUGACCAGAAGAACAUCCGCAGGCGUGUUUAUGACGCUCUCAACGUGUUGAUGGCCAUGAACAUCAUCUCCAAGGAGAAGAAGGAGAUCCGCUGGAUCGGCCUGCCCACCAACUCAGCCCAGGAGUGUCAAAACCUGGAGGUGGAGAAACAGAAACGCCUGAAGAGGAUCAGACAGAAGAGAACUCAGCUGGAAGAACUCAUACUGCAGCAAAUCGCAUUCAAGAACCUGGUGCAGAGAAACAAAGUCAGCGAGACUUCCUCCCUGGCCCCUCCCCCUUCCGGCUCUGUCAUCCAGCUCCCCUUCAUCAUCCUCAACACAGACGUACGCACCGUCAUAGACUGCUCCAUCUCCAGCGACAAAUGCGAAUACCUUUUCAACUUUGACAACACAUUUGAGAUCCAUGACGACAUAGAGAUUCUGAAGCGCAUGGGGAUGUCCCUGGGCCUGGAGAGUGGGAAGUGCACCGCAGACAAUCUCGUUGUUGCCAAGUCCCUCAUCCCCAGGUCUCUGGAGACCUACGUCAUAGGCAUAGCAAGAGGCACCAGUCAAACAAGCUCUUUCCCAGGUGACCUGGACUCCGCCUCUUUGAAUGGAAGGCAGAGCUUCAGCCACAGUAGCGCCGCCCUCUCAGAGUCUCGAGGCCAGACGCCCAGCUCCUUCAACGAGGAAGAGGAGGACGAUGAUGAUGAACCCUCUUCCCCAGAGUGAUUUACGGACAAACAGACAGCCAGCCAGGCAUCAGUGAUGCACCAUACCGCUCCCUCUCUGGGACAGGACUCUUGUCUCCCAUUCUGUUCACAGGGGGAAUGUAAGUUCUCUGGGGAUGUGGCCAGAUAUACAGGAAAUAAGCUGCCAAUCAUUCAGGUCUGUGAUAAGAUAUUUUAGAAGCAUUUAUAUCUCGGUCUUCCUCUUAAUUUCUUCCUUGUUGUUAUUUUUUGUAAAUUACUUCCGUUUCGCUUUCUGCCCAGAGAGGCGAUAGCUGCGUAAUCUCAACUCCUCGAAAAAUGGUUUUGUUGUUUUUAGAUGGAGUGCAAUGUUUUGUAGGUGUUUUCUACUAGACGUAAGCACUAGGAGCAGUGCGGCUAUGCAUCAAAACGCUCACACUGUCUCGACGCACAAGACUCUAUGACUGAAUAUUUUGUGAUUAUUAAAGAUGUCUUCAUAUUUAUUUUCUUGUUACAUUGAAACAUGUCAAACGUAUAUGAAUAGUAUGCGUGUUGACGUAGGCUAGUGGUUUUGCGUUCUGUUCUAACUUUAACGCAACAACAAACAAACGUUACUUAUGAUACUGCUCUAUUCUUUUUGCAGUUUACUGUUAGCCACUUGAUGCAACUGUGUGGAAAGAUAUCAGCAGCAACCUUUAGCCCAGGUAUUAGCUCUACCUAGUCUAGAAACAAGGGUACAUUCUGGGUAAAUGUAGUUAUCUUUUAAGUGUGAACCAUUAUUAGUCUGUCUCAUCAAUGCCUUUUUUAAUAUAAUCCUUGAGCCAACAUGUAAUGGCCUAUUCCGUUCAAUGCGUUGCACCCUCCUGAAUGCGUCCUUGAUAUGUUGUCAUGACCUUUGACCCCUUGAGCUCGUUAGGCCCUACACUCAGUGGACAUUCCACUUGGGGAAACGUGUGUACUCUCUUUUAGAAGGUUAUGCUAUGUAGUUGCAGAAAUGCCUGGGUCUGUAA
Messenger RNA from Salvelinus namaycush (lake trout), 2216 nucleotides. RefSeq names its product transcription factor Dp-2-like. The record is from RefSeq and is a predicted model, not a curated record. Gene Ontology annotation, biological process: regulation of cell cycle; regulation of transcription by RNA polymerase II. Bases 98 to 1249 code for a protein of 383 amino acids. NCBI's taxonomy places the organism in Eukaryota, Metazoa, Chordata, Actinopteri, Salmoniformes, Salmonidae. Gene Ontology annotation, molecular function: DNA-binding transcription factor activity, RNA polymerase II-specific; RNA polymerase II transcription regulatory region sequence-specific DNA binding. Gene Ontology annotation, cellular component: transcription regulator complex; nucleus. The transcript is spliced from 12 exons.